CUCCAACCAACAGAUUGACAAGGCGCAGUAUGAGCACACCAUCGGCAUCGUAUGACGAAAUAUGCGAAAAGGGCAAAGAGGAAGCCGAACAACGCCUGAUCGAUCACUUCAAAGACAAUGGUGGCGAAGUGUGGAACAUUCGGUCGGGUUGCAUGGGAUGUAAAACGAACCCGAACAACGUGCCGCUCAAGACAUGCAGCCAAUGCAAAACCGCACUUUUCUGCAGCAAGGACUGUCAAAAGACUGCGUGGAAGACCCACAAGCACGAAUGUCUUGUCAUCUCGACCAUGUCCCACAACGAAGCAGACAACGCCGAGAUUUCCAGCAUCAUUACGUCGUGCCUGGAAACGUUCUCAUGGAGCCAUGAUAUUAAGACCACGUCGGAUCCUUUGUUGACCAAGGUCGCCAAGAGCAUCGGAUUGGACGGACCGAGCUACCCUGGAUGGUUCUGCACAGUCAACCUUGUCAACGUAUGUCGAGUUCUUCGUCUUUGGUCACGACGUUUUGACCUUGUAGCAUCCUGCGGCUCAAUCUGCGUACAUUCAAGCCAUCGUGAAGCUCUACUCACUCUUGCGCGACGAAGCGUGCUGGACUCGCGAUUCCGAUAGCUUUCCGCGCUCGUCCUACACAUUUGCCACAACUAUUCAAAAGACGUCCACGUGGCGAAGUCCAGCGCUAGCUGCGUUUGUCGCGGCGAACGGGCCGUUGGUAAUCUUCUCUGCGUGGCUGCAAGACCCCCAACCACCCGCGAUUCAGUCGGUGCCGUUUGAAAAGCGCAUGAUCUAUGGCUUGCUCGACUCGUUACUACAGAUUGAGGAGGUCCGCCUUGCGAUUGACGACUACAUGGACAACCUGCACGGCGAAAAGUAGAGUCGCGGCAGAGCAGCAUCGCGAUACAGCAUGCACCACAGCCUCGUGCAGAAGGAUGUUCACAACGAGGAUGGCGUGAGUCGACAUUGGUACUUCCUACAGCUGCUGGUUCGAUGGGGUGGUCAACUGCCGGCUUGCACCCCAACCAACGACUGCCGUCCUGCGGCAACCUCGAUAACAAAUCCAAACGUAACUUCAUUCAUGGUCA
Molecule: messenger RNA, 1078 nt
Organism: Aphanomyces invadans
Lineage: Eukaryota; Oomycota; Saprolegniomycetes; Saprolegniales; Verrucalvaceae
Exons: 8
Coding region: 30-608 (192 amino acids)
Source: RefSeq, a predicted model, not a curated record